AUGGCAACAAGCAAACACCGGGAGGACACAUCCCCAGACACUAGCAGAAAGAGAGUGUGUACACACAGGACAGGCGGGAGUUCAUCAGAGGACGCGGGCAACACGGACAAGUCACUGACCAUAGCCAUACUGGACAGCACGCCUGACUCUUUAAUCCAACCUGGACAGGACGUGCAAAGUGGGCAGAACAUACAACCUGGGCAGAACAUACAACCUGGGCAGAACAUACAACCUGGGCAGGACAUACAAGCUGGCCAGGAUGUACAAGCUAGACAGGACACCCAACUUGUGCAGGAUGCUCUGUCCCUAGCCGAACUGGACAGAGAGAAUCAAGGUCCGUGGGAGGCUGAAUACAGUUAUGAAGGAGAGGCUUAUCUUCAUCAACAAUACGAAAAGUGUGUAAAGAAUCCAGGUCACAAGAAAUUUAUACCCGUAGACAAGUUCUGUAUCGACGAUCUUCCAGAGGGCUAUCGCGACAAGGACCAUGUAGAUUACAUCAAGUUAGUGUCCGACUUGACAGUUCGUGUGACAGUCACGUGUGUCAGUGACAAACGACCAGUAAUUGCUCCAGACAAUGGCAAGCCUUACCCAGGUUACCGUGUUAGGGGUCGGCGAAGAAUUACAUUUGGAACGGGAAUUGUGAUAUUUGCGAACGUUUCAAAACUCUCUCCAGAUGAUACUUGUGAAUGUAAGGAGUGUCGGAGCUCUUCUACGCCAGAGACUAACUUUGCUAAAAUUCACGUAAACACAGCAACUCAUGUUGUCUUUGAUGAGCUUGAGGCAGAACACACCACGUGCCAUUUGUUCUUUGACAAAGGUCGUAAACUGGAUGAAUGCGGAUGUGUUGUCAAACUUGCCGGCAUGUCUUAUGUGCAUAAUGAUAUCAGCAAGGACACGUGCGAAAUCAUUCACUUUACUCAUGACCUGAAACUGGCUAACAAACUUGAACAAAUGUUGGAAACAAUGGAUAGCCUAGGAGAUACAAUCUUCACGAAAAAACCCAGGCACUAUAAAUUCAAGCUGAGCCCGACAUCUAUGGACAAGCAUCCAUUAUUGUGUAUAGUGUCUCACCCACAUGGAUGUAGCAAAGAGAUCAGCUUAGGUCGGUGGAUAAGUGCAGACAAGUGGAACAAUCAACUAGUUUCCUUUUACUACACAGCGGCUACAUGUCCUGGGUCUAGUGGGGCUCAUGUUUUUGUGAUGCAGGACUUCACCGAACUGGAUAUUCCCGAACCGAUGUCGACAGAAGUUCAUUGUGGGGCGUCAGUUUCACAACCUGGCCAUAAUUACUGUAACACUGAAUCAGGUUGGUAA
This is a messenger RNA of Candidula unifasciata, 1314 nucleotides long. NCBI's taxonomy places the organism in Eukaryota, Metazoa, Mollusca, Gastropoda, Stylommatophora, Geomitridae. The record is from the annotation of a GenBank genome assembly.